Molecule: messenger RNA, 864 nt
Organism: Bicyclus anynana (squinting bush brown)
Lineage: Eukaryota; Metazoa; Arthropoda; Insecta; Lepidoptera; Nymphalidae
Product: carbonyl reductase [NADPH] 1-like
Exons: 1
Coding region: 1-864 (287 amino acids)
Molecular function (GO): carbonyl reductase (NADPH) activity
Source: RefSeq, a predicted model, not a curated record
AUGUCGAAAGUUGCAAUCGUAACGGGUUCUAAUCGAGGUAUCGGUUUCGGUAUAGUCAAAGCCCUGUGUCAGCGUUUCGAUGGCGUGGUAUACUUGACAUCGCGAGAUGAACUUCGAGGAAAGGAAGCUGUCGCGAAAUUGAAAUAUAUGGGGUUAAAACCAGAAUAUCACCAACUAGACAUUGCUGACAAAAGCAGCGUCGAGAAGUUCAGAGACCAUAUUAAAGAAAAAUAUGAGGGAAUAGACAUUCUUUUUAAUAAUGCAGCCGUUCUUGAUACUGAGGUUGAUUCUAGAACAUACGAAGACGCCAAAAGAGUUAUAGAUAACAACUACAGAAGCAUUUUCUAUUUAAAAGAAUUAAUCUAUCCAUUAAUAAAGAAUAAUGGGCGUGUCAUCAACAUUUCGAGUGACUGUGGACAUCUUUCAAAUAUACGUAAUGAGUAUUGGAUCAAAAGGUUAUCAAAGCCGGAUUUGACAGAAGCUGAUGUAAACGAAUUUGUUGAAUGGUACCUUGAAUCAGUAAAGAAUGGUACUUACAAUUGUGACGAUAUUGCUGACGAAGGGACUAUCCCGUCAUAUAGAGUCACAAAGGUAGCACUAGCGGCUCUAACUAUGGUUCAUCAACGUGAGUUAGAGUCCAAGAAUAUCUCUGUUAAUUUAAUACAGCCUGGUUUGGUGCGUACGGAUUUAACCCACGGAGUAGGUUUCUUUAGUGUAGAUGAAGCGGUUGAGACUCCACUUUAUCUUGCUCUUGAUGCUCCUCCGACAUUGAAGGGCGCUUACGUAUGGUACGAUAAAAAAGUAAUUGAUUGGUACGAUUCUAAAUCUGAUUGUUAUUUUAAAUUAAGCAGCAUGAGCUCGUAA